Molecule: messenger RNA, 1086 nt
Organism: Fusarium subglutinans
Lineage: Eukaryota; Fungi; Ascomycota; Sordariomycetes; Hypocreales; Nectriaceae
Product: asparaginase II
Exons: 1
Coding region: 1-1086 (361 amino acids)
Source: RefSeq, a predicted model, not a curated record
AUGACUCGAACUACUCUGCUUGACCGAGACUGUGUUGUCACCGAUCGAGGAGGUAUUAUCGAAAAUACGCACGGCGUACACAUCGCCGUAACAGAUACAGAGGGUAAUAUCCUCUUCUCAGCUGGGAACCCCGUUCGGGUCACCCAUUCUCGAUCCGCAGCCAAGCCUGCCCAAGCCGUAGCUGUGAUCGAGACUGGCGCUGUCGAUAAAUUUGGCUUCGAUGAGACUGACCUUGCUCUCAUGUGUGCCUCGCACUCAAGUGAAGAUUUUCACAUCGCGCGCGCCAAGAAUAUGCUGAGCAAGAUUAAAGCAGAAGAAGAUAAUCUUCGAUGUGGUGAUCAUCCUGCAGUUUCUGAAGAGGUGAACCGUGAGUGGAUAAAGACUGGGUUUGUGCCAACGGGAAUCUGCAACAAUUGCUCCGGCAAGCAUGUUGCCAUGAUGGCUGGUGCUGAAGCGCUGGGAGCUGACGUCAAAGACUAUCAUUUGCCGAACCAUCCUAUGCAGCUUGAGGUCAAAAGAGUCGUCGACGACCUGGCACAUGAUCCGAAACAAGUGGAAUGGGGUGUUGAUGGAUGUAAUCUUCCAGCACCAGCAUAUCCUCUAUUCUACCUCGCGCAAAAAUUUGCAACCUUCGCCGCUGCCGUGGACGCUGUUGAGAUAUCGUCACCAACAAGUCAAAGAACCCAAAAUUAUGCACGCGUAUUCAACGCCAUGACGAAACAUCCAGAGCAAGUUGGCGGAACAGGGCGCUUCUGUACAGUGCUCAUGCAGACCUAUCAAGGACAACUGUUUGGCAAAGUUGGUGCUGAUGCGUCUUAUGGAAUAGGCGUCCGAGAGACUGAAGAUACCCGGCGCCUUGGGGCGAAAGGGGCACUCGGAAUAGCGGCAAAGAUCGAGGACGGUAAUCUUGAGAUCCUCUAUGCGGCUAUUCCAGAGAUUCUCGAACAGUUAGGGAUUGGUACACCGGAGCAAAGAAGGAGACUGGAUGGUUUUCAUCAUCUUCAGCGGAGAAAUACUAUGAAUCAAGUGACAGGGCAUGUGAGGUUCAAUUUCAAAGUACGACCAUUCGGGGAUAGAGUAGACUAG